GGGCGUCCGGGGACGGCCGGCCCCGAUCCGGCACCGCCGCCGUGCCGCGCCGCUCCGUCCCCGGAGGCGCGGACCGGCGUCCGGGAGCGAUCGGCGCUCCGCGGGUCGGUCCGCCUCCGCCGGGCAGGAUGGUGGACUUGGACAGCGAGGUCCCCCCGCUGCCGCCGCGGUACCGCUUUCGAGAUCUGCUGCUGGGUGACCAGGGCUGGCAGAGCGACGACAGGGUGCAAGUUGAAUUCUAUAUGAAUGAAAACACAUUUAAAGAGAGACUAAAACUCUUCUUCAUCAAAAACCAAAGAUCAAGUCUGAGAAUACGGUUAUUCAAUUUUUCACUUAAGCUAUUAAGCUGUUUCUUAUACAUAAUUCGUGUGCUUCUGGAUGACCCUACACAAGGACAUGGAUGCAAGGAAUUAAACCGGGAUUGUUACAAUCAAAAUUACACACCCGGAACAAUUGAUUGGUCUCCUAUUAUUUGGGUGAAUCGAAGUUUGCCUUUAUGGGGAUUACAGGUUUCAGUGGCUUUAAUAAGUCUCUUUGAAACACUAUUGCUGAGUUAUCUUAGCUACAAGGGAAAUAUCUGGGAACAAAUUCUGCGAAUACCCUUCCUCCUGGAAAUAAUAAACGCUGUCCCUUUCAUCAUUACGAUUUUCUGGCCAGUCCUAAGAAACCUGUUUAUUCCUGUUUUUUUAAACUGUUGGCUAGCAAAGCAUGCUUUGGAGAAUAUGAUUAAUGAUCUUCACAGAGCCAUCCAACGUACACAGUCUGCAAUGUUUAACCAAGUCCUCAUUUUAAUAUCCACUUUACUGUGUCUUAUCUUCACUUGUAUUUGUGGAAUUCAACAUCUGGAACGAGCAGGAAACAAGUUGACUCUCUUUGACUCCCUUUAUUUCUGCAUAGUGACAUUUUCCACGGUGGGCUUUGGGGAUGUUACACCCAAGAUAUGGCCUUCAAAACUGCUUGUUGUCAUUAUGAUCUGUGUUGCACUUGUGGUGUUGCCCAUACAGUUUGAACAGCUGGCGUAUUUGUGGAUGGAGAGACAGAAGUCCGGAGGCAACUACAGUCGACACAGAGCUCAGACGGAAAAACAUGUUGUGCUGUGCGUCAGCUCUCUGAAGAUUGAUCUACUUAUGGAUUUUUUAAAUGAAUUCUAUGCUCACCCUAGGCUGCAGGACUAUUAUGUUGUUAUUUUGUGUCCUACUGAAAUGGAUGCUCAGGUCCGGAGAGUGUUACAAAUCCCGAUGUGGUCUCAAAGAGUUAUCUAUCUCCAAGGCUCAGCACUAAAAGAUCAAGACCUGUUGAGAGCAAAAAUGGAUGAUGCUGAAGCUUGUUUCAUUCUAAGUAGCCGCUGUGAGGUGGACAGAACAGCAGCUGAUCAUCAAACCAUUUUAAGAGCAUGGGCUGUUAAAGACUUUGCCCCGAACUGCCCUUUGUAUGUCCAAAUACUGAAACCUGAGAAUAAAUUCCACAUCAAGUUUGCAGAUCACGUUGUGUGUGAAGAAGAAUUCAAAUAUGCUAUGUUAGCUCUAAACUGUAUAUGUCCAGCUACCUCUACAUUGAUCACACUGCUGGUUCAUACCUCCAGGGGACAAACGGCACCAUGGGAAGCUUUUCGACAACUAACUGGAACCAGACAGACUCUGAACAGAGAGAGUCAGCAAUCAUCAGAACAGUGGCAGAAAAUGUAUGGCAGAUGCUCUGGUAAUGAAGUGUUUCACAUUAACCUGGAAGAAAGUACUUUUUUUGCUGAGUAUGAGGGGAAAAGCUUCACAUAUGCUUCUUUCCAUGCACAUAAAAAGUUUGGAGUCUGUCUGAUUGGUGUUAGAAAGGAAGAUAACAAAAACAUUUUGCUGAAUCCAGGUCCUCGGUAUAUCAUGAGUUCUACAGAUAUAUGCUUUUAUAUAAAUAUCACCAAAGAAGAGAAUUCUGCUUUCAAGAAGCAAGAAAAACACAGAAAAAGACACGAAUCAAAAUUAUCUUAUCAUGGAGCAUCUAGGUUGCCUGUACACAGUAUAAUAGCCAGCAUGGGAACCGUAGCUAUCGAUUUACAAGACACAGGAUGCCGAACGUCCAGCGGACCUACACUAGCUCUUCCUUCUGAGGGAGGUAAAGAGGGCAGACGGCCCAGUAUAGCACCUGUUCUGGAGGUUGCAGACUCAUCCUCACUUCAGGCAUGCGACCUUCUAAGUGACCAGUCAGAAGAUGAAACCACUCCAUCUGAUGACGAAGUCUCUGCAGGCUUAGAGUAUGCCAAAGGCUAUCCUCCUUACUCUCCUUACAUUGGAAGUUCUCCCACAUUUUGUCAUCUUCUGCAUGAAAAAGUACCCUUCUGUUGUCUAAGACUAGAUAAGGGGUGCCAGCAUAACUACUAUGAAGAUGCCAAAGCCUACGGAUUCAAAAAUAAAUUGAUUAUUGUUGCAGCAGAAACUGCUGGAAAUGGCUUAUAUAAUUUCAUCGUCCCACUUAGAGCUUAUUACAGACCGAAAAAAGAACUCAAUCCCAUUGUAUUACUCCUGGAUAACCCGCCAGAUAUGCAUUUUCUGGAUGCAAUCUGUUGGUUUCCAAUGGUUUACUACAUGGUGGGCUCUAUCGACAACCUAGAUGACUUAUUAAGAUGUGGGGUCACCUUUGCAGCUAAUAUGGUGGUGGUGGACAAAGAAAGUACAAUGAGUGCUGAGGAAGACUACAUGGCAGAUGCUAAGACCAUUGUAAAUGUUCAAACACUCUUUAGGUUGUUCUCGAGCCUAAGCAUUAUCACAGAGCUAACUCACCCCGCCAAUAUGAGAUUCAUGCAAUUCAGAGCCAAAGACUGCUAUUCUCUUGCUUUAUCCAAAUUGGAAAAGAAAGAACGGGAGAAGGGAUCUAAUUUAGCAUUUAUGUUUCGACUACCGUUCGCCGCUGGCAGGGUUUUCAGCAUCAGUAUGUUGGACACACUGCUGUACCAGUCAUUUGUGAAAGAUUAUAUGAUCUCUAUCACAAGACUUCUCCUAGGACUUGAUACAACACCAGGAUCUGGGUUUCUUUGUUCAAUGAAAAUCACAGAAGAGGAUUUAUGGAUUAGGACAUAUGCCAGACUAUAUCAGAAACUUUGUUCUUCUACAGGAGACAUUCCAAUUGGAGUCUACAGGACAGAAUCCCAAAAGCUUACAACGUCUGAAUCUCAAAUCUCUAUCAGCGUAGAAGAAUGGGAAGACACUAAAGACACGAGGGAACAGGUUAACUAUCGUAGUAAUCAUCGUAACUCAACAUCUAGUGAUCAGUCCGAUCACCCCUUGUUACGACGAAAAAGCAUGCAGUGGGCUCGACGGCUGAGCCGAAGAGUACCGAGACACUCUGGUAAAACAGCUGAGAGGAUAAGCCAGCAGCGAAUGAACCUUUACAGGAGGUCAGAAAGACAGGAACUUGCUGAGCUUGUGAAAAACAGAAUGAAACAUCUGGGCCUGUCUCCAGCAGGAUACGAUGAAAUGAAUGAUCAUCAGAACAACCUUUCUUACAUCCUGAUCAAUCCUUCUCCAGAUACAAGAUUAGAGCUGAAUGAUAUAGUAUACUUGAUCCGACCUGAUCCAUUGGCUUAUGUUCCAAACACAGCAUCCAGCCGAAAAGACAGCUUCUACAAUACAGUGGGACAAGAUACCAGAGAGGAAACACAACUUUGACAUGCAAUUCAACAAAAUUAACAGUUUUAUACAUAUAGUUUCCUCCAAUCAUUUUGAAAACUAAGUGGUACAUUUUAUUCAGUUUUUGGAAACAAAGUGACAGUGGGUAAGUCACUAAUUUUAGAAACACAGUCUCUAGAAACUCUUAUGAGUUUCCUCAUGAUCGUCAAGCUUGUAGCCUGUUCAACAUUGUAGUUGAACUUCAGUUUAGCAGAAAACUCUUAUGAUUUAACCAAUAUGAAGAAAUGAUUAAAGAAGUAAGAGACUCCAAAAUGUUUCACUUAGAAGCUUCUAAGUAUAUCUGUCAAGGUGGCAGCAUGUCUGCGAAUAAGCUCCCGACAUAAAUCAUAAAAGAUUAUCUGAUGUCCAUCAAGGGAUCAUGUAUGCGUAGCAGAAAAUAAGUUAGUAUUUAAAGUUGUCAAAGAGGAUGUUUGCACCAAGAAUACAACCUCUGAGAUAAUUUUCAAGCUUAACUUGUCACCCAUCUAUAUUUGAACAGCCUUGUUUUACUCCCAUUAUGGCCUCUAGGACUUGAACGUUUGCUCUGUGAGUUUACAGAUGACACAGCUUAGUCACGCUGUAGAGAUUGACCUGAGGCACAUCUACUGAAAAAUUAGCUCAGAGAAGCUCAGAGAAUCUCACAGAGGCAUUUCAAGAAGGAACAAUUCAUAGAGCAAGCAAAGCAGAACCUUUAAAGGCAGAUCUAUAAAAGCAGUCCUUUACAUUUGCAAAAAUCUGGUAAGAAUAUGUGAAGCUACAAACAGCGGUAGCUCAGAUGAAAAAUGAAUCAUUUAACAUGAGUUUUCAGUCACAGGACGGCUUGGUUGAAAGGGAACUUAUCACCAAGUUCCAAUCUACCUGCCAUGAGGAGGGUUGCCAUCCACUAAAUCAAGUUGGUAGCAAGAAGACUCAAUGGAUGAUGCCGAACGCAAGUGUCUCUCCAGGGAGCAACUAAAACCACAGAUCGUUUCCACUCCCAUGGCAAUGCCAGAACUCCAACUGUUCAAACUACAAGCAUACCCAAUUCAUAUUACCCAAAUAUGAUACUUGUUCAUAUGAAACUACAUAUCAUAAUGAAAAUGAGAAAAGCUUGUAAUCUAUUCCACAAAAUGAAUGGAGCACUACAUUAAAUGGAUUUGAAGGCUUUGGCAAUCAAUACGCAAGAAAGCAUCUACAGUGUAUGAAGCAUCUGAAGCUGCUACAGAAUCUCCAGUCUACAUAUACAAGAAUCCCAGAAGUUUUGGUCAAGAAUUUACAGAAGUAAACAUAGUUGUACACAAUCUUCAAAACAUUCUUGCUUUGCCAUUGAUGAUGAAAAGGGAGGAAGGUCCUUAAGGUUCAAACCAUCCUGCUACAACAAUCAAUACAGGACUGUUACAAAAAAAUUGACAUGUGGACUGAAGUGGCAGAACCGAUAAUUCUUUGAAUUCCCUUGAUGUUCUCUGUGUACAGAGAAAUCCACUCUUAAAAACAUUUUUUUUAUUAUUUGGAAAAAAAGCAUAGCUGAUGUUGUUCUGAAAAAUAAAAUGCCAAGCUGCCUGAAGAAUAAGCAAGUAUGCUUAUCAGUACUGCAAGUACGUUAAAAAUCACAUCACACUCCUAUUAGGAAUAACACAAGGUCUGCUAUUAUUCCUUCUCUUCCUCUUAAUUUUUCCAAAACUAAACUGUAAGGAAUUAGAGGUCUUAGAGCAAACCAAAGCAAUCAGAUGUUUCAAAGCAAUUGAAACAAUUGCUCAUACCAUCUCUUAGACAGAAUUUUGUCCAGAUUGCAUCACAGAAACUAUCACAUAGAAAUAAUUGUUUGUAAAAUGAAUAGCCUUCUAUUUUUAAUACCUUCAGAGAGAAGACUAUGCCAGUUGUAUAUUUCCAAGCAAGAGAAGUGUUUUGUAAAAUGUUCACUCCAAAAUAUUAGAACAACUCUGUGUUUCAUACUGAAGGUCUUUCUAACACAGCCUCAAGUAAGCAAACAGAAUUUCAGAAACAUGCCUAGUAUCCACAAUCAGCAAGCUACUCUGCUUUUCACACAGUAUAUCCUGGAGUCAUCCAAUCCAGACAUUAUCUGUACAUUGCCUGAAGUAACCGCAACAGAUUUAAACACUCUCUGCCACAAGAAUAGUUAGGGCUCCAUGCCUGGCAUUUACCAUCCUAUAAACAAGUAGAAAUAAGUAGUUAGGCAUAUCCAUUUUUCUACCCAACUCAGUGGAACAGUAGCAUCUAUUGUCACUUGAUAUUUCCUAGACUUGAUGGAUUUUUAAUUGCUCAAUAGCCCUAGAAGAUUUGCUAAAGCAAAUCUCCACAAAAACAGGUAGAGACAACUUGCAGCACGUCUAAAAUAAAGCAAAGAUAAUUUUUCCGAAUAUAAACGCUUGGUUCUUUUCAAAUUCUACUGGAAGAUGAGCAAGGUAAAAGCUAGCAGCUUCUUUUGAGACAAGUCUAAUAACACAUUGAUGAUGCACUAUUCCGUAAUUCAAGAUAUGCCACCUUCCACGCUGGAAGCAGAACAGCUUUGCUUCCCCAGGCACAUCUUCAGACCCCAUUCUAGUGGGAUUUAAGCCUUUCAAGAACUAUACCGAGUACUCUACAUUAACACUGAAUGAGAUAGCACACAUAUUCCUUGAUGGCCAUGAAGGCAGUUCUUUAAGGAUCACUUUACAGGCAAUUUUGCGUUCACAUGCUUCUUGCUAAGAUUAUCAGCAAUAUAAUACAGCUGGACUGGAGAUCAGGUUGAGAAAAAGUAAUAUCCAUGCUCAAUGCUAGAGGAGGGAUGACAAAGCUUCAGAGUCAUUGGGUCCAGAAGACUUGAACAGAGUUGUGUCUGAUGACAAUUCACUCAGUGAUUACAGAGAUUAAACUUAUGAUCAUUUACAAAAGCAAGUGAUUAAAUUCUGAACCAACUGUCAGAAGCCAGAUGGCCAAAUAACAUCUUUUUCCCACUCAAUCAAAGAAAACAGCAGAUUUCAGUCUGUAUUUAACUGUAUGUACUUUUUUUCUUCUCUUUGUAACUCAUAUUAAUAGUAAAUCAGACAUGCUCUCUUUACCAAACACUUCCUUGAACAACUACGAGGAAACCUGGAAGUCAAAGGGACGAAACAUGUUAUUUAUUCUACAAUAAAAAGUCACAAUAGGUAUUACUGUGGAAUACAUUGUGUUUCCUUUACUGUUCCACUCCAGUUCCAGAACACGCACUAAAACAACUUGAGUUCUCAAAAUCUGUAGUAGUGUGAGUUAAUGAAGUUUUCAUUUUAACUUCCAAGUCAAACUGUUAUUAUAUAGUUCCUUCAACCAUAGCUUCCUACCUUUGUAGCAAAUCGUGUACUUCAAAGUAUUUAAGUUACUGAAGACUUCUUAUACAUCUGUUUACUACUGCACCAAUAAAAUGCAAAAUAAAUAGUUUUUGGGUUUCUGCUAUGGAGGAAAAAUUAAGUAACAGCAAAUGCACCCAAAACAACACAAUUCUGUAGUUUCUAGGCAGUAAAUGCUGAAAACAAGUAUUUUGUAAAUUUGAAGCACUGAUGUAUGAGGUUUUGAUGAGCUGAAAUCUACUUGAUAUCUGAAGGAAAUCAGUCAUUACAAUCCCAAAACAAAUUAAUAAAAACAAGCAGUACUACAUAAUAACAUCAAGUACACAAGAUUAUUUAGAAAUCUAUUUUUGAGCUAGAGGCAUAAAUGCAGAUAUCUGCUUAAAAUAUUAUGCACAUUCUUCAUAUGAUGCACUAGGAAACAGACAUACAUUGAAUAUAUGUCUAAAGGACUGCACUUCAACUUUCUUACCUCUAUUUCUUUUGCUUGAUGCAGAACAUACAUUAAAGGGAGAGCAGAGAAGUAAUGAACACUAUGAAAGAUCACUAAGACCUUGCUGAUCAUCAUCUUUAGAGGUUGCAAAAAAUAUUAAUGAACUAUACAAGAAAAUCAUUAUUGUCUAUACUAGUGAUGCGAUGAUGCUGUCAAAUAACGGAUGUUGAACACAAGUAUGAACUCCCAGAGACUCAAGAAACUUAAUGAGGAAAACACUUCUGCUUUACAAAGUAAAAAACAAGAAUUUGAUGUUUCUACAAACUAGUUUUCAAUUUAUUAUGUAAAAUUUGGAUACUUGCUAGCACUGUAAAGUAGGAUAAAUUUCUCUAAAGUUUUUUUCUCCUCAGAUAAAAAAAAACAAA
Lagopus muta (rock ptarmigan) is the source of this 7810-nucleotide messenger RNA. RefSeq names its product potassium sodium-activated channel subfamily T member 2 (gene KCNT2). Gene Ontology annotation, biological process: potassium ion transport. The transcript is spliced from 30 exons. Gene Ontology annotation, molecular function: intracellular sodium-activated potassium channel activity. Bases 129 to 3653 code for a protein of 1174 amino acids. The record is from RefSeq and is a predicted model, not a curated record. Lineage: Eukaryota; Metazoa; Chordata; Aves; Galliformes; Phasianidae. Gene Ontology annotation, cellular component: membrane.